CAAGUUUAUUACUCACAAAAUUCUACAUUAAAUGAUAGAACAUUUCUUAUACUGGGUGGUCCAGAAGUCUGAAAACGAUUUUGUUCUGAAGAAACUAUCAUUUUUUUUGCCAAAUAAAUUUAUAGAACAGUUGUUUUAGAAACAGUUAGAAACAUGAAAAGUCAAAUAACAGAAUUUUUCGAAAACCAAACAGUUUUUUUAACUGGCGGAGGAGGCUUUUUAGGUAAAGUAUUGAUUGAAAAACUUCUACGAGAAUGUCCCGAUGUAAGGAAAAUUUAUAUGCUGAUGCGACAAAAGAAAGGAAAAACACCCAAGCAACGUUUGAAUGAACUUUUUAACUUUCCAUGUUUUGAUUACAUUAAAGCAAACAAUGCAGCUGUAAUUGAAAAAGUGUGCGUUAUAAAUGGUGACUGUCAAAAACCCUUUUUGGAUUUGAACUCUGAGAAUGCAAGAGUUUUAAAAGAAGAAACUACUUGUGUUAUUCACGCUGCAGCAAGUGUUAGGUUUGACCAAACACUAAAAGAAGCUAGUUAUAACGUUCGUGCCACGAGAGAUAUUCUGGAAUUGGCUAAAGAAAUGGCAAAUCUAAAAUGUUUCAUUUUUGUUUCAACGGCUUUCUCGAACUCACUUAAUCCUCGCAUAAAAGAAGAUUUUUACGACCCGCCAAUUGAAGCCGAAAAGUUACUGAAUGUUGUAAAUGCCCUUAAGGACGAUGUACUCCAAAAACUCACUCCACAACUUUUGGGACAAUGGCCCAAUACUUAUAUUUAUACCAAAUCAGUUUCCGAAAGUUUGAUCAGAUCCAUCGAUACAUUUCCAACUGCUGUCAUACGUCCGGGAAUUAUACUCAGCUCGGUUAGGAAACCAAUGCCAGGAUGGAUUGAUAAUUUUUAUGGCCCUGUUGGUAUAGCAACAGGUGCAGGUUUAGGUGUUUUGAAAACUUUCCACGCCAAACGUGAUGCUGUGGCUUCCAUGGUACCAGUUGAUUAUGUCGCUAAUGCAGUUUUAUCAAUUAUGUGGCAAAUUGGUACUCAAAAACCAAGAAUUCCCAUAGUCUACAAUUUUGCAGGCCACAAAAGAAACCAGAUAACUUGGGGCGAGUUUACAGAAAAUUUAAGAAGACUUUAUUGGAGUGUUACCCCUAAAAGUGCCAUUUGGUACGUUUCGUUUGUAUUGAGAGAAAAGAAAAUUUCCUAUAAACUGACAACCUUUUUUUCACAUACCCUAUUUGCAUAUAUUGCCGAUUUUGUUCUUUUAUGCUUGGGAAAACGUACUCUAGCCGUCAAAAGCUAUGCUCGAUUACAUAAAGUUCUUGACUUGAUUGCAUGGUUUUCAACAAAAACAUGGCAAUUUGACGAUGGUAAUGUCAUAACAUUGUGGAACGAAAUGAGCGAAGAAGAUAAAAAAAUAUAUGAAUUCAAUAUGGAGAAACUAAACUGGAAUGAAUACAUACGUGACUGUGCCUAUGGGAUGAGACAUUUUUUGCUGAAAGAGUCAUUAGACACUAUUCCUGAAGGCAAGAGAAAAAUUAAAAUUAUGUUUGUGGCACAUUACGCCAUUAUUGCAUUAUUCUGGUUCUUGAUGUAUAAGCUUAUGUUGUUCAUGUUAGGAUUAUUUUUCUAAAAAUGUUAAAAAACUGUAGUUUUUUUAUUUUUUUUAUUGGUAACGUGAUUGUAUACAAUUUUAAUAAACAUUUUUUUACUUCA
Molecule: messenger RNA, 1706 nt
Organism: Tribolium madens (black flour beetle)
Lineage: Eukaryota; Metazoa; Arthropoda; Insecta; Coleoptera; Tenebrionidae
Product: fatty acyl-CoA reductase wat-like
Exons: 7
Coding region: 154-1623 (489 amino acids)
Biological process (GO): long-chain fatty-acyl-CoA metabolic process
Cellular component (GO): peroxisome
Molecular function (GO): alcohol-forming very long-chain fatty acyl-CoA reductase (NADP+) activity
Source: RefSeq, a predicted model, not a curated record